Molecule: messenger RNA, 759 nt
Organism: Vigna radiata var. radiata (mung bean)
Lineage: Eukaryota; Viridiplantae; Streptophyta; Magnoliopsida; Fabales; Fabaceae
Exons: 2
Coding region: 203-517 (104 amino acids)
Source: RefSeq, a predicted model, not a curated record
ACAUCAAGGGAUAAGGACCUAAUAGUUGGUUUGGCCGUUGCUUUGGCUGCGUCUCUUAUAAAGUGAUAGCAGAAUACACAACACCAACACAGUUUCUGGCAUAACAUUAAAUUUCCAAAACUGCAACCAUUCUAUACUAAUUAAUCCACACUUCUACCUUAACCAAACCAAAACCUUCUUUUUCUUUCUCUAUUUUUCUUUUAUGUGGUUCUUCGUUUCUUGCUUCGGCGGUGCUGCCGAUACCGCCGCCACGAAGUCCGUUGUCCCUCCGCCUUCCCGGACUCUCCGCCGCAAGCCUCAAUGGAAGCCCACCCUCGGAUCAAUUUCAGAGGACACCGCGCUGCCUCACAGGGAGAGGGCCACGACGGCGGAGUCCGCUGGAGACGUCAAAAAAAGUGAGAACAGUGCCACUAAAAAGUCUCACCGCCGUCACUUCAGCGAGGGUAGCGAUUACGGUUGCAGGCGAGUUACCGUUGGAGCAAUGCCAGCAUUCUCUCCUACGCCAUUCAUUUUCUGAACAUUACAAUUCUGCUCGUAAAUCAGAUGUACAUGCAUGUUCAUAUGUGGCUUAGAAUAAACAAUAAAUUUGUAGUUUUAUUGUGGGUGGCACUUGCGAAUGAAAUGGGCUUCAGCACAGUAAAACCUCUGCAUAUUCGUCUUUUUCAUAUUAAUUCUCUUCCUCUAUAAGAUAUCUAUUAAUUAGAAGUGUUGAAUAUGUUUAGGUUAUUUGAAUAACCUAAGCAUAAGUAUGUAAUAAAC